AACAACAACAACAACAACUACAACUACAACUACAACUACAACUACAACCACAACCGCAACAACCAUGAUGCAGCCCGCGUCACUUGAGACGUUUGAUGUGGACGCUGGCGAAGGCGUGCUUGGCCUCACCUUCACACGCGCCAUUGUCCUGGGCACCCUCGACCUGGACAAGGUGCUGCUCACUUCGGAAAUUCCAGGCACAGCACCUGUCCCACUCUCCGCACUCGACGGUGCACGCGUUGUGCCCAUCAACACGCUCUACUCGACCCAGAUCUCGCUUGUGCUCGGGCCCUCGCUCGUGUCACAUCUGCGCAGCGCCACCGCCAUUCUGUCCUCGCGCAACACCACGCGCCUCUUCCUGGAGCCAGCCGCAGCCAUGGAUGUGCUUCACUUCUCCCUCACGCCAAUCGCUGCUGCCGACGCUGUUGCGCCAACCACAUUCACACCCGACACGCAUGCGCCCACACUGCUUGACGUGCAGCUCUCCACCACCAGUGCGGGCUACCUGCUCGUGUCCCUCUCCACGUCGGAACCCGUCCUUCCCUCGCGUGUGGACGGGCUGUCAUCCUCCUCACCGGCACUCGCAUUCUUCAACAUGAGCAGCAGCAGCAGCAGCAGCGUGAUUGCAACUGUCACCAACGCUCGCCUUGGGCUGCAGUCUCCGCCUCCAGCAGCACCCACGCCAACGACACGCGUGGUUUUUAGCACUGCACGCCGCGCUCCCGCCCGAGCCCUUGCCGCCUACCUGCGAACUGCUCAGCAGCAGCAGGGGUCGGAGUCGCUUGCUGCGGUGGCAAUGCUCGGUGCACAGCUACCUGCGUGGCGCUUGCACGAUUGGCAGUCAAACGGCGUGCAGCCUGACAUCACAUCGAGCCCAGUGUUUGUGUCAUCGGUGGACGGGGUUGAUUUGACUGCCCCCACGAUCGACCCUUCGUCCAUCCAACUCAAUCUUGCACAGCACACGCUCUCCCUCUUGUGCGUGGACACCGCCUCUGGCUUCGCGUCGCCACUGCCCCCGCCAAGCAGUGACGAUGGCGAUGUGGUGUUGCGAGUGGACCGAGUGGGUGAUGCUCCCAUCACAUUGACGCUCGCGGUGGCCAAUGCACAGUUUGCGCGACUGAAUGACACGCACGUGCACGUGUCGUGGUCGCUGUCUCGCAUGGCGCAGCUUGCUCUGCAGUCCGCAGUGACCGCAGAUACAGCUGCUGUGGUGAGGGCAUCGGUCCCUGCUGGUCUCCUGGCAGAUCGCCUGGACAAUCCAUCCACACCGGUCAACUCAACUGUCCUUACUCGCGUCGUGGCUGACACGACAGCGCCAACCCUCAGCAGCGUGGCGCUUGACCUGGGCACGGGUGGCGUCACGCUGGAGACGAGUGAACUGGUCGCCUUCAACACAACCGCAGCAGCGGCGCUUGGCCUCCCGUUGAGUGAUAGUGGCGGCUUGAGCGAGCUCCCGCUUCACAUCACCUUCUCGCCAGGCAGCACCGGCAUCGUCGUUGUUCUGCACAACCUCAACAUCAGCACGGCCGCAGCAUCGCAACAACAGCAGCUUCGAAGGCGGCGGCGGCGGCGGCAAGCGAGUGGUGGUGUUGGCGAGUGGACGUUUGGCAACACCAUCAUGGGUGAGUUGAGCAGCCGUGACCGCCAGCUGCUCGUCUCGCGCCUGCGCACGCCCGCCAUUGACUCUGUUGGCAGCGUUGCACCAGCUCACGACGGCGUGGUCGUUGAUGUGAACGGCAACACUCUGAGGAGUAGUAGCAGCAGCGGUGGUGAUGGAGCAAGCCCACCUGUCAUCACCUUGACAGCAGACACACAAGCACCUGUGAUCACUCGUACCAGGGUUGCCUUCCGUCACAGCCAAUUCAGCGUUGUUCGCACGUCCACCAGUGGUGGCGAUGGUGGUGAUGGUGGCGAUGGUGAUGGUGGCGAUGGUGAUGGUGAGUUGGUGGUGCGAGCAGCAUCACCGUCGCCCGUGCGGGAUGUGCGCCACGCUGUAGCGGUCGUGGUUGAGUUUGAUGAGCUCGUGACGGCCAACGCGAGUGCAUUCCAGGAAAUGAGUGUUGUGUUCACCACCACCGCUGGAGCCAGCGUGGAGCGUGUGCUGAGUGUGUCCGAGACAACUGUGCUGACGACACCGCCUCGCAUCCGGUUGGUCGUUCCUGGUCUCGCUGAUGCGCUCACGGCAUUCUACCCUACGCAUCCCAACGUGGCCCUGCGGCUCCCAUCGAAUGACAACAACAACACCAACAGCAGCAGCAGCGAGAACAACGGAACCGGUGACGCCGUGCGUGACGUGUUUGGUAACGCGUUUGCGUUUCCAGUGCUGCUUCCGCUGGCGCUCAGCGACAUCAGCCCUGCUGUUUCACGCUCCCUCGUGCGCAUUGAGCCAGCAACCCUGACGACGACCCUCACGGUCAUCACCGCAGCGCCGCUUGUUAACACGCCCGUCAUGGCCUCUGCUGUGUACCUCUCCAUCGGUUCAGCACAAGCAGCAGCAAACACUGGCACAACAACGACAGCAGCAGCAUCAUCAUCAUCACCACCAUUAUCAUCGAUGGUGCUGGUGCCCAUGGUGAACGUCACGUCUCCUGCGGUGGGUAGCGCAAGCACGACGUUUGAGUUUCGAGUGGCAAACGACCUUGUCCAGACCCUGACACAAGAACAAGCUAUCCUUUCCGCGCUGUCCUCCCUCUCGCUGCACAUCGUGUCCGACAUUACGGCCCUUGAUGAAGACAACAACGCCACGCUCACCGUUGCAGCAGGCACGACAUACGCCACAGCCCUGACAGCACCAGCCUCUGAGGCGCGUGUGGUUGGCUUCUCGCUGGCCAUUUCUGUAUUUGAAGAGCUGCCCGUCAACGUGACCGUUCACUUCUCACAGCCCGUCGUCGCCUCAAGCGUCGACCCGGCUGGGUUUGCGCUUCGCAGUCGCCCACACACUGCCAACGACGAUACUGAUACUGGUGCCGGUGACGCCGCUAAUGGUGACGAUGACACUGGUGAUGAUGAUGCCUCAUCUGCAUCUGGCAGCGGGGCGACUGAUGGUGGUGGUGCUUCGGCUGAGAGCGAGGACAGCAGCAACAAGAGAGAGGUGGUGUUUGGGCUGGGGCGUGCCACUGCCAUCGUUGUGGAUGCGUGGACGGUGACGCUUGCGCUCUCAGCAGAGGACGCACAUGUUCUGCAAGCAGCGCGGAAACUUGGGACGCGGCAGUCGAACACGUUUCUCUCCAUGGACGAAGGUGCUCUGCUGACGGUGUACGGUUCAUCUGUUGGCGUGAUCACACCAUCCAACGCCAUCAUGGCUGAGGGUGUCUCAGACGCCAGCAUCAUUUCGUCUCACUCGUCAGCUUGGACUGCAACAGAAAUCGCAGUGGUGACCAUCAUCUGUGCCGCGCCGUUUGUGCUGUAUGCGCUGUUUACGCUCGUGUACAUGUAUCACAAAGAGUCACAUGCCAUCACUACAUCUUCGUCCCUCUGGGACUCCCAGAUGCGCCCCAAGCGGAGCAACGCCUUGCACUUGAGUUGGGAUGAUUCCGCUGAUGUGGAGACCCGGAAGCAGAAAUCUCCGCCGCCUCCGCUGCCGCCUUUCCCUCUUUCAGGGCUGUCGCCAAAGCCGAAGAAGAAACCAGCACCACUCGAUCGUGGCGACACGGGUAUCAGCGUGGGCGAAUUGCAGUAUGCGCGCGAACACGUGCUCCAACACAGCCCUGGACAUGACAGCGUGUACAGCAAACAUUCUGCUGAACGCCUCGCACCAGUGCGGGAGGAGGCGGGCGGCGAUGGUGAUGGUAGUGGUCGCGGGCGUGGUGACUAUGGCAGCCAUGAUGGCCGCGGUGGUGUUGAGCGGCGUGAGACAUCAACGUCACUGCUGUCUGCUGGCCCGGGCCCCCUGUGGACAUUUGUGCCGUCAUCAGACACGGCGUCAACGGCUGCCGAGCGCAGUGAAGACGUGGAGAUGAGCGAGAUGGGUGAUGCGGAUAAUGUGGAGGAUGAGGAGGAUGUGGCGGAAGUGGUGGGUGUACGAAGAAGAACAGAGCAUGGACCAUCGUCAUCAUCACCGCGCCGCAACCUUGGUCCGCUGUUCGAGGAAUCAGCAACCGCGGGUGAUGGUGGCGAUGGUGAUGGCGGUGCUGUCAUUGUUGGCGCGAGUGAGGACGAUCAUCGCGACAGCAUCGAGUUUGGUGCUGGUUUUGGCACCAACAUCGACGACCCGCAUCGCAGGACCACGCUCGCAGGCUUUGAUGACGUGUCAGAGUUUGUAGGCGAGACGGUCAUUGCGAUUUGGGGCUACCAGGCGCAAUACCAGGACGAGCUGUCGUUUGAGAUGGACGAAGCAUUGGUGCUUGUUGGAGGCAGUGAGCUUGAGGAUGAGUUUGUGCAGGUGUUGUCGCCCAAGACACACGCCAUGGGCCUGGCGCCCAAAAGCUACCUGUGCUUUCCGCACGUGUACAAGCAUGCAAAGCGCACGCUUUCGCACCGCCCCACCCUCAGCCGGACCAACAGCCAAGACAGCACCCCUGUACAGCCAUCGUCAACAAGCAAGCUGGCGUCGCCACAGUCGGAUCCAUCACCACGUGCGCCCUGGGGCGCUUCUUCUCGCAGUCAAGCAGCUGCCAUUCGAGUGGCUGCGCCACCUGUUGAGGAAGUUGAUCCUGUGCCGCGUCUGAACAUUUCGCGCGAUGCCAGCAUCCGCCGCACACGCAUGCGCGCAUCCCUUCCAGCGGGUGCACUGGGACGCCGCCACCAGCAGCACACGCGACACCAAGAACAGCAGCAGCAGCAGCAGCAGCUUCAAGGUGGAGGGUACGCGACUGGUUCAGCGCCCUUUUCUCGUCCGCACUCGCGAUCAUUCCAAGGAUUUCGGCCACCGCCAAUGCCGCCUGCAAAGACGCAGCACACGCACGACAGCAGUGCACGCAACGGUGGCGGCGGCGAUGGUGAUGGUCAGCGGCGCGUCAGCAGCCAGUUUGAGGCCCUUGAUGUGGCGUCUGCUCUCAACACGAUGAAUGGACAGCGCCGCAAGAGCAGCGCCGACUCCACAUCGCGGUUCACUGGAAGCUGGGAGGAUUUGAGCACGAGGAUGAAGCAUGCUCCCUCCAAUUUCGGCGACAUGGCAGAAACAUCCGACCUGUAA
Salpingoeca rosetta is the source of this 5134-nucleotide messenger RNA. RefSeq lists its product as uncharacterized. The transcript is spliced from 10 exons. Bases 65 to 5134 code for a protein of 1689 amino acids. The record is from RefSeq and is a predicted model, not a curated record. Gene Ontology annotation, molecular function: protein binding. NCBI's taxonomy places the organism in Eukaryota, Choanoflagellata, Craspedida, Salpingoecidae.